AUUGGGUACAGUACAUGACCGAAGACUUCCUCUUCUUGACCAGGUCCCCUUGACCGUGAAUCCUACUACGCGUGGCACAGGCAUCAUCGGUGUGUACUCCGUAAUACCAGUCCCGCCUUCAUGCCUGUCACUGUUACAAGGCUGUACCCCGUCUCUCUCUUCUCUCUCUCUCUUCCAUGUCCGUCGGUGGCCGUAUUCUCAUUUCGGCAUCUUACCAGGGCGACGACGACGACGUGGUGGGUGUCCAUGGAUCUUCAAACUUGCGACAUGGAAGGAAGGAAGAAGAAAGAAAAAGCUUUUUUCCAGAAACCACGCACCGCCCCUUAGCAUGGCCACUGCGAUGCGACGGUGCGGGCUGCGCUGGCUCCUCCUCCUCCAAAGCUAAUCCGAGCUAUGGUAGCAUGCUGGCCUCGCUGCGACGAGAGAGAGAGAACGUGCUUGACUCGUUUCACGCAUUUUGUGUUUGCAGGCAUGAACACGCACGCGUGUAUGUACUACAAGGUGCUUAUGACACCACAGAGCUGAAACUUCACACGAUGCCCUACGGGGGCCGACUGUCGAAGGGCCGUCCCUUGGUGUGCGAGUGUGUGUGUGUGUGUUCAAUAUACCAAACAAGCAACUGCAAAGUGCGGCAAUGAUUAAGCAAUCUGACAGCUCUGCAGUGGAUAGUCUUACAAGCAAGUCCAUACGUACGCGAUCUCCGCAGGGCAGUUUCAUGCAUGAGGAUCUCAUAAAGAACAACCAGCGAGUGCUAUUCAACACAGCACAGUUGCCAGGC
Microdochium trichocladiopsis is the source of this 778-nucleotide messenger RNA. RefSeq lists its product as uncharacterized. Lineage: Eukaryota; Fungi; Ascomycota; Sordariomycetes; Xylariales; Microdochiaceae. The record is from RefSeq and is a predicted model, not a curated record. The transcript has a single exon. Bases 177 to 638 code for a protein of 153 amino acids.